AUGGGUUUAUGGGAAAAAGGGAGAUCCCUUAUGUUGAUUGAGAAAAUCGUGGAAGUCGCCGACAAGCAAAGACGUCUUGAACGUGCUGGUGAGGAAGCUGAACCUGUGCUGAGCGAAUGUCAGAAGAUUUGCUUCGAGUUGAAGGAUCUGCUGCAACCGUAUCAGGAAAGAGGAGUCCUUUUGGAUGCCCAUAUGGUGGAUCUGACUACUCCUCUUAUAGCGUUCAUCACGGAGGAAGUCUCGACUGAGGAGGCAUGGCCGGGCAGUUGUCAUCUUAUAUGCUCUACGUUGUAUUUAAUUUUCAAGGUCAGAGGCCUCAAUAGUGCAUCUUCCGGAUGCUUCCCUCACGACAUCGCGCUCAUCGAACCAGUGUUGAAGCAGGCGGAGGAGAUAUUCUCGACGGCUCGUGCUGAGACUGAGGAGGGAUGGGAAUCGAAAUAUCAUCAAGCUGGUGGUAGACGUUUGAGCUGUAAAUUUCUCCCGGCGGCGCCAUCUGAUGGGAAAAAGAUGGGAGAGAUGACAGUUGGUGAUUUCAGCAUGCGAGAGUCGGUUCAAAGUCUGGUUGAGGACGUCAUUGGCGAUAUACUUUUGCCUUCUUUGGAAGACCCGGUUACUGUAGUUAGAUGGACAGCUGCUAAGGCAUUAGGACGGAUCUCGAAUGCUCUACCGUCAGCAGCAGCAGUUGACGUGUUCACAGCUCUCACUCGAGACAAUGAUGAUGGUAUCAAAACUCUCGGAAAUGCUCACAGACUGCACGGCACGAGCCUUGCGAUAGCUGAGUUGAUCCGGAGAUUGGGUUCGACAGCGCUCGCCUUUGACAGCCCCGCGUCCCUGGGUGCUCUCCUGUCUGAAGUUGCUAAACCUGCAUUUGAAUGCCAAGGCUUGGCAGCAGCGAGAGACGCCGCUUGCUUUAUCACUUGGGCGGUCGCAAGGGGGGUCUGCGACAGGGAGGUUGUUAGGAAGAAUCUGGAUAUGAUUUUGAGGCUUCUGGUCUGCUCGUCUCUGCUCGAUCCGAAUAUUAUUGUUCGGCGAGCGGCCUCAGCAGCGGCUCAAGAGAUUGUCGGUAGAUUAGGAUGUGUCAGUGCUGAUGACCCGGGCUUCCUGUUUGUGAAUUUGGUUGACUACUGGACUGUUGCUAAUCGAGUCCAUGCGGCUACUACUCUUCUGGGUGAAGUUGCAAGCAAGCUCUCGAGAAGCGAUUCUGAUUUGGUGCCUUUUGUUUUGGAUCAUCUCUACCGUUUACAUCUAAGGAGUACCGACAAGAGAACUAGAGAGCUGGCAGCACGGAGUGUAGGCGCGCUGGUGCCCUUCGUGGAUGAUAGCCAUCUUAGUGAGUUCAUAGAGGACAGGCUCUUACCGGCGUGCCUGGAGGAGACGACAACUCAUCCGACAAUUUUUCGUCAUGGAGCAUUGUUGGGUGUCUCGGAGGUUGUGGUGGCGUGUGAGGAGCUGAUCAACAGGGACGAAUCACGCAGCGGGAAGAUUUUGGAUACUAACACGGCGACUUUGAUACGGAACGUUGUCCCCAAGCUGGAGAAAGCUCGACUGUAUAGAGGGAGAGGAGGGGAGAUGAUUAGAGCAGCGGCGUGUUCGUUGAUGCAGGCCGUUUUUUAUGUCCAAAUUGCUGCUGCUGAAGCAUUGAUGACCCUGGUUGUGUGCCGACCUAGUGAAAUUACUUCUGAUGAAAUCGGGAAAAUUGGAAAAGAGUAUAUUGAAAAACUUGAGGUUGCUGAUGAAAAUGUGGCGGCGCGACGAGGCUAUGUUUUGGCGUUAGCAUUAAUAACGAGAGCUCGAAAGACUCCUCCUGAGGAUCCUGUGGUAUCACUUUUCGUGAGGGAAGCGAAUGCAUGGCCGACUCAUCCGAUUUCGAAGGACCUAGUUGAUGCUGAAACACGACGGUGGGCAGUAUUAGGACUACUCGGCGUGGUUCAGAGUGAAGUUGUUGUGGAUGCUGUUGUGGAGACUUUGAUACGAUGUGUGGUUGUUGAUUAUGCUACCGAUAGUAGAGGAGAUGUCGGGCGAUGGGUACGAGAAGGUUCGGUUAGAGGAGUCUCGGAAGUUCUCGCGGGAAGGUCUAUGAAAUCGUUUGUUGUUGAUAGCUGUCUGGCUGCACUGAUCUCGGCGAGUGUGAGUAGAUUGGAUCAUGUUAGAGUUGUUGCUAUUAGUGGUAUAGAAGACAUUAUUGUUGGGCGAGGCUGUCGGGGAGGAGGGCCGUUCGAGAAGGUGUAUGCGACAGUUCGGAAGAAUUACGAAGCUCCUCCUCGUAUCGAUUCACUCCAGCUGCCCUCGAAUGCGGUCACCACGUCUCAGUUGAGAUGGCCAGCACUCUGGGGUGACAUAUUGGAGCUCUACCGAGGGAAGGAGAAGAUGAACGUAUUUAGAUCUGGGUUGACGUCCAUGAGGAAAUUCCCCGCGGUUCGAGAUAAAUUAGUGAUACUCUCAUCAGUGGUGUCGUCAGCAGGCAGUCUUUCCCAUGGAGUAGCACAGGAGGCGUCCGAGGCUCUCAUCAGCCUGCUGAAAGAAGACGAAGUAUUUCGGUGUGAAUUAGCGGAGUUACUGCUGAUUUUGCGGCAAGAAAUAAAUACUGUCGCUGUUUUCCCGACGAAAGCUGAUCGUGAUAGUCGUUUUUCUAUACCGUGGUUGACUACGAUGGAGUUGUUGCUCGCAAGAGAUCUAUUGGUGUUGAAUGAAAAUGAAGUGAGCGAAGUUGUGAAAGGAAUUGUAGCUGAAUUACGAGGAUCUCGAAGUGUUGCUAAGCUGCGAGAAUGUGCCGUGUGCCUUUCUACGGUGUAUUUUGGUAUACUCCCUGUAUCGGCUGAGACGAAGACUGAAAUAGAACUCGCGCUUUUUGGUCGUCUGUUGUGUCAUGAAUUCCCGAAGAUUCGUCAUGCAACAGCGAAGACGAUUUAUGAGAAAUCUUUGCUGUGCGCGUCGCGGAGGGAUGAAGAUAUGUUUGAUAUUAUAAUAGAAACUGACUGGACUGCAGAUGAGGUGCUUUGGAAAGAAGUGCAUUUGAAGAUAUGUGAGCGGAUUGGUGUUGAAGCCGUGGUGGAGCAGGAAGCGGCGAUGAUCCCUACCCGAGUGCCUUACAAUUUGUAA
Messenger RNA from Perkinsus marinus ATCC 50983, 3099 nucleotides. Its product is annotated as beta-tubulin cofactor d, putative. Gene Ontology annotation, molecular function: GTPase activator activity; beta-tubulin binding. Gene Ontology annotation, biological process: tubulin complex assembly; microtubule cytoskeleton organization; post-chaperonin tubulin folding pathway. The coding region runs from base 1 to 3099 and encodes 1032 amino acids. Lineage: Eukaryota; Perkinsozoa; Perkinsida; Perkinsidae. The transcript is spliced from 16 exons. The record is from RefSeq and is a predicted model, not a curated record.